AUGGCGUCGGAAACUGGCUCAUUCCAAGCGCCUGCAGCUGCCACAGUUGCGACUCCAGCAGAGACCGAGACGGCGGAGAAGCCCGUCACCCUGUCACCCUCGGAAACUUCCAGGCCGGGCCCCGAUGGCCAGACUGCGGCCACCGCAAGCCCGGCCACCACGGCUCCGGCACCGGCUCCCGCUCCACAGGGUCCGGCGAACCUGGCCGAGCUGAUGGAAAUCACCAACUGCACGCACCAGGCAGCGAUGCAAGCCCUUCAGUCCUGCGACGGCAACCUGGCCCGUGCCUGCGACAAGAUCCUCUCAGCAAGGGAGGCAACACGACAGGUUCUGAGCCAACGGGGCGGGCCUGGUGCCGGUGGGCUUCCCAACGUCGCCGGCACAGGCUGGGGCGUUCAGCCUCUGGCCGCCAUGGCUGGGACCUUCGGGCGUUCGACCUCCGGGACCUCCGCACCAGGAGAAGCCGCCCCUCUGCCGACGCUGGCUCCGCAAGUCCUAGGCCCGCUGGGACUCAAAGACUAG
Molecule: messenger RNA, 522 nt
Organism: Symbiodinium natans
Lineage: Eukaryota; Dinophyceae; Suessiales; Symbiodiniaceae
Source: the annotation of a GenBank genome assembly